AAAUUAAACCCUUCUUCUUCAAGUUGUCUUGAACUUUGAGUGAAGAAAAGAUAUGGGUAGACCUCCUUGCUGUGACAAAAUCGGUGUGAAGAAGGGACCAUGGACACCUGAAGAAGACAUCAUAUUGGUCUCUUAUAUUCAAGAACAUGGCCCUGGAAACUGGAGAUCAGUUCCUACUAAUACUGGUUUGCUUAGAUGCAGCAAGAGUUGCAGGCUGAGAUGGACUAAUUAUCUUCGUCCCGGUAUCAAACGUGGUAACUUCACUGAGCAGGAAGAGAAGAUGAUCAUCCAUCUUCAAGCUCUUCUGGGGAAUAGAUGGGCUGCUAUAGCUUCUUAUCUUCCCCAGAGAACCGAUAAUGAUAUCAAGAACUAUUGGAACACUCACUUGAAAAAGAAGCUGAAAAAGCUUCAAACGGACGGUGAUGGUGAAAAUCGAGAUGGGUUUUCCUCUCCACAAUCAGUGUCUAAAGGUCAGUGGGAGAGAAGGCUUCAAACAGAUAUCAAGACGGCUAAACAAGCCCUUGCCGAAGCUUUAUCUCUCGAUAAACCGAACUCGUUGACGGACUCCGUUGAGUUCAAGCUCUCUCAUCCUUAUUUAAGGCCAUCGUCUUCUCAAUCUCAGUCGUCUAUUUAUGCUUCAAGCGCCGAGAACAUAUCUCGGUUGCUCCAGAACUGGAUGAAAACUCCACCCAAACCGACGACGGUGAAUUCGGCCGAAACCAUGACCGAAACCAUGACCCAGAUUUCCAGUUCCAACACCGACGGACGCGCGUCGUUCAGCAACAAAGCGACACCGCCCGAAGAAUUCGAUUCGUUCAUCAGCUUCAACUCGUCUAACUCGGACAACGUCUCUCACGAAUCCGUGUCGCCGGAGAACAGCAUGUUCCAGGACGAAAGCAAGCCCGAUUUACGGAAUCAGGUUCCGCUGAGGUUGAUAGAGAAAUGGCUGUUGGACGACGGUUCGGCUCAGGCUCAGGCUCAGGCUCAUGAUGAAGAAGAAGACCUAAUCAGCAUGUCUUUAGAAGAUAGUACUGGUUUGUUUUGAAGAAAAAAAAAUAACGCAUAGAAAGUAGUAUUAAUUAGGGUUUCUUUUGUUUGUUCCUAAAUUAGGUCUUUCUUUCCCAUAGUCCAUGUAAGCAGAAAAGAUAACGCCCUCUUUUAGAAGAAGAAGAAGCAAUAAACCAAAAAGUGUAAAUUAUCUAUC
Messenger RNA from Hibiscus syriacus, 1204 nucleotides. Its product is annotated as myb-related protein 306-like. Bases 53 to 1045 code for a protein of 330 amino acids. The record is from RefSeq and is a predicted model, not a curated record. Gene Ontology annotation, biological process: response to auxin. The transcript is spliced from 3 exons. Lineage: Eukaryota; Viridiplantae; Streptophyta; Magnoliopsida; Malvales; Malvaceae.